This is a messenger RNA of Musca vetustissima, 1906 nucleotides long. Its product is annotated as transketolase-like protein 2. The transcript is spliced from 4 exons. Bases 17 to 1906 code for a protein of 629 amino acids. Lineage: Eukaryota; Metazoa; Arthropoda; Insecta; Diptera; Muscidae. The record is from RefSeq and is a predicted model, not a curated record. Gene Ontology annotation, molecular function: transketolase activity; thiamine pyrophosphate binding.
AAACUAAAUUACAAAAAUGUCUUACCACAAGCCUGAAGCUAAAGCUAUCCAAGAAUUGAAAGAUAUCGCACAUCGUUUGCGUAUUCAUUCAAUUACCUCAACUCAGGCCUCCAAAUCCGGCCAUCCCACAUCAUGCGCCUCAAUUGCCGAAAUUUUGUCGGUAUUGUUUUUCAAUACCAUGCGUUUAAAUUUGAAAUUCCCCCGCGAUCCCUCCAGUGAUCGUUUGGUUUUGUCGAAGGGUCAUGCUGCACCAAUUCUGUAUGCUGCCUGGGCUGAGGCUGGUCUUUUCCCAGUUGAGGAAUUGCAAAAUUUGCGUAAAAUCGACAGCGAUUUGGAGGGUCAUCCCACACCCCGUUUGAAUUUCAUCGAUGUUGGUACCGGUUCAUUGGGUCAGGGUGUUGCUGUUGCUGCCGGUAUGGCCUAUGUUGGCAAGAAUUUCGACAAGGCUGACUAUAGAACCUAUGUCGUUGUUGGUGAUGGCGAAUCCGCUGAAGGUUCCAUUUGGGAAUCUCUACACUUUGCUGGCCACUACAAAUUGGACAAUUUGUGUGUCAUCUUCGAUGUAAAUCGUUUGGGCCAAUCUGAAGCCACCUCUUUGCAACAUCAAAUGGAUGUUUACCGCAAACGUUUGGAAGCUUUCGGCUUCAACGCCCUCGUUGUCGACGGCCACGAUGUUGAGGAAUUGUGCAAGGCCUUCCACGAAGCUGCCAAUACCAAAAAUCAACCCACUGCCAUUAUUGCCAAAACCUUCAAAGGUAAAUUCUUCCCCAACAUUGAAGAUUUGGAUAACUGGCAUGGCAAGCCCUUGGGCGAUAAGGCCAAUGAGGUCAUUAAACAUUUGCAAGGCUUGAUGGUUGACUCUUCAGCCAGACCACCAGCAUUGGCUCCCCAAACACCCACCAAGUGCAAGCCAGCACCCCCAGUUGAUAUUACCAAGGUGCAAUUGUCGUCACCACCCAACUACAAGCUGGGAGAACAAGUUGCCACCCGUUUGGCUUACGGUACCGCCUUGGCCAAAUUGGCCGAAAACAACGACCGUGUCAUUGCCUUGGAUGGUGAUACCAAGAACUCGACUUUCUCCGAUAAAUUGAAGAAGGCCUUCCCCGAACGUUACAUCGAAUGUUUCAUUGCCGAACAGAAUUUGGUUGGUGUUACCAUUGGUGCUGCUUGCCGUGAUCGUACCAUUGCUUUUGCCUCCACCUUUGCCACCUUCUUCACCCGUGCUUUUGAUCAAAUUCGUAUGGGUGCCAUUUCCCAAACUAAUGCCAACUUUGCCGGCUCCCAUUGCGGUGUCAGCAUUGGUGAAGAUGGUCCCUCUCAAAUGGGUUUGGAAGAUAUUGCCAUGUUCCGUGCCAUUCCCGGCAGUACUGUCUUCUAUCCUUCGGAUGCUGUCAGUUGCGAACGUGCCGUAGAAUUGGCUGCUGUCACCAAGGGCAUUUGCUUCAUUCGUACUUCGCGUCCCAACACCGCUGUUUUGUACGAGAACAAUGAACCCUUCGCCAUUGGCAAGGGUAAGGUGGUUAAACAAUCGGCCAACGAUCAAGUUUUGCUCAUUGGUGCUGGUGUCACUUUGCAUGAGUGCUUGAAGGCUGCCGCUGAAUUGGAGAAGGCCGGUGUACAUGCCCGUGUUGUUGAUCCCUUCACUGUUAAGCCAUUGGAUGUUGAUUUAAUUGUUGAACAUGGACGUGCCUGUGGUGGUCGCAUUGUUGUUGUAGAAGAUCACUACCAACAAGGUGGUUUGGGUGAAGCUGUCCUCUCAGCCUUGGCCGACAAACGUGAUUUCGUUGUCAAACAUUUGUAUGUACCCGGUGUACCACGUUCCGGCCCACCCACCGUACUUUUGGAUGUCUUUGGCAUCUCGGCUCGCCAUGUUGUUGAUGCUGCCAAUGCUGUUUUGAAAUUGUAA